GGGUGACGUCUCCCGCGGGCGUCGGGCAGGGUCGGCGGCGUCGGCAGCAGUGGCGGCGGCGGCGGUGGGAAAUGGCGGAGUAUUUGGCCUCCAUUUUCGGCACCGAGAAAGACAAAGUCAACUGUUCAUUUUAUUUCAAAAUUGGAGCAUGUCGUCAUGGAGACAGAUGCUCUCGGUUGCACAAUAAACCGACCUUUAGCCAGACCAUCUUGAUUCAAAACAUCUAUCGUAAUCCCCAAAACAGUGCACAGACGGCUGACGGCUCACACUACCAUUGCCCUCUUGAACAUUUACCGUAACCCUCAAAACUCUUCCCAGUCUGCUGACGGUUUGCGCUGCGCUGUGAGUGACGUCGAGAUGCAGGAACACUAUGACGAAUUUUUUGAGGAGGUUUUUACAGAAAUGGAGGAGAAGUACGGUGAAGUUGAGGAGAUGAAUGUCUGCGAUAACCUUGGAGACCACCUAGUCGGGAACGUGUACGUCAAGUUCCGCCGUGAGGAAGACGCGGAAAAGGCCGUGAUCGACCUGAACAACCGCUGGUUUAACGGGCAGCCCAUCCACGCGGAGCUCUCCCCGGUGACCGACUUCCGAGAGGCGUGCUGCCGCCAGUACGAGAUGGGGGAGUGCACACGAGGCGGCUUCUGCAACUUCAUGCACCUGAAGCCCAUUUCCAGAGAGCUGCGGCGGGAGCUGUACGGACGUCGGCGCAAGAAGCAUAGAUCGAGGUCCCGGUCCCGGGAGCGUCGCUCUCGGUCUAGAGACCGUGGCCGUGGCGGCGGCGGCGGCGGUGGCGGCGGCGGCGGCGGGGGACGGGAGCGCGACAGGAGGCGGUCGAGAGACCGAGAGAGAUCUGGGCGAUUCUGAGCCGUGCCGUUUUUACCGUAUGUCUGCUAGACAGUGUUGUAGUUGAUUGACCAAACCAGUUCAUAACGGGAAUUUUUUUUAAAAAACAACAAAAAAAAACAAAGAUGGGUUUCUGAAUAAAAUUUGUAGUGAUACAGUA
This is a messenger RNA of Mirounga angustirostris (Northern elephant seal), 1003 nucleotides long. It is a transcript of the gene U2AF1, whose product is annotated as U2 small nuclear RNA auxiliary factor 1. The transcript is spliced from 9 exons. Gene Ontology annotation, cellular component: U2AF complex; spliceosomal complex. The coding region runs from base 358 to 864 and encodes 168 amino acids. Gene Ontology annotation, molecular function: metal ion binding; pre-mRNA 3'-splice site binding. Gene Ontology annotation, biological process: mRNA splicing, via spliceosome. The record is from RefSeq and is a predicted model, not a curated record. NCBI's taxonomy places the organism in Eukaryota, Metazoa, Chordata, Mammalia, Carnivora, Phocidae.